This is a messenger RNA of Symbiodinium pilosum, 560 nucleotides long. Lineage: Eukaryota; Dinophyceae; Suessiales; Symbiodiniaceae. The record is from the annotation of a GenBank genome assembly.
GUUCCUCGACCUGCCCGAAGGAGGUGGCUGAGAAAGCCUUUGACACGGUCGAGACCCAUGAUAGCGAAUCCGAGACAGAGUUUGAGGCUAGUGCAGAGGUUGGCUUGACGGGCUCCGCUGCUGCUUCGGCUUUGCCUCUUGGGCGGCACAUCAUGGGCUCUAGCAGCUCCUCAGAUCCUGCGCCACCCGAGCCCAGACCGCGAGAGCCCCGUGAGCCCAAGAAGAAGACAGUAUCGCAGGAGUCUUGGGUGGUUCUGAAAUCGGCAACGGUGAAGAUCACCGAAGCUGAUGGGGGCGCGCAGUUCGUGGAGGCCUGCGUAGGUGAUUCCGAAAUGGUGAUUCAGCUGCUGAAGUCUGCCUAUGGCCAGCUGAAGGAGAGCAUCGCCCGCAAUGACCCGGACGACAAGAAGAAAAUUAGCAUGGAUGACCUGAUCGAUGCUGUGAAGCAGUAUGACACGAAGAUGAAGGUGAUCCGGAAGGCGAUGCCAGCCCCGUCAACGGAUGGACAGGGUGACAGCAGCAAGCCCAAGGCGAAGGCAAAAGGAAAGAGCAAGAAGUGA